AUGACCAUCAUGCUGGUCUCUUUGAUUCUCGGGGCGCUUAUAGCCUUUUACUUUUAUUUAACGCAAAAUUACAAAUAUUGGCAGAAACGUGGAGUUCCUUGCGUGGAUGGAGCCCUGCCAGGAUUCGGUCACAUGCUGUCGGUGACGUCCACGAAAACGAACCUCGUCGAUUUUUGUGAGAAGAUCUACAAGGAUUACAAAGGUCGCAGUAUGGUAGGAUUUUACGACUUCACGUCGCCGUCGUUGAUGAUUCUCGAGCCGCAGCUAGUAAAAACGGUGAUGCAAACCAACUUCUCGAGUUUCUCUGAAAAUGCCAUCUUUUUCGAUCCCAAAUUAGACUCACUUAUAGCACAUAAUCCUUUUUUUAUUUCGGGUGAAAAAUGGCAAAACAAUAGAAAACGUUUGACUAACGCAUUCUCCAGCAUGCGACUAAAGAUCCUGCUCGAAAGCGUUAAAAAGGUAUGUGUGGAGUUCGAAAACUAUAUUGAUAAAAAGCUAAGUAAUGUCGAAAAGACAGAAUUCGAAUUGAAGACUUUGUUCGCUAAGUACACCGCACAGGUAGUAGCCGCCGCUGGUUUCGGCGUAAAUGGAUACUGCUUUGAUGACGAGCAAAAGGGUAUGUCUUUCACAAAAAUCGGAAAAACUCUGUUUGAGCCAUCCACAAAAAACACAAUCAUGUUCGCUCUCUUUUUCCUUAUGCCAUCAUUGAAUAAAAUCUUUAAAAUAAGAUUUGUUCCUGAGCAAAUCGAUCGUUUCAUCAAGACAUUGGUUGCAGAUCUCAUUGAACAAGGAAAAAAGGAUAAAAUACGUAGAAACGAUUUUCUCCAUUUAAUGUUAGAAUUAGAACAAUCAGCAAACAAUAAAUUUGAUAUUGACGUGCUCGCAGGACAUGCAUUUUCAUUUCUCGUCGAUGGUUAUGAGACUUCUAGCAGUACUAUGAGCUACAUCGGUUUUCAUUUAGCCAGCCACCCGGAAGUACAGGAGAAAUUGCGCGAGGAGGUGAUGACGGUGCUCAACAGACACGGCGGUGAAAUCACUUACGACGGUUUGAGAGAGAUGACAUACAUGGACCAGGUCUUCAACGAGUCGAUGAGGAUGAUAUCUGCAAUAGUGAUCAUGAAGAAACGAUGUACAGAAGAGUUCGAACUGAAAGGAUCCGAUGGAAUUGUCUGCCGCGUCCAACCCGGAACGGAAAUCGUGAUACCGAUUCAAUCUCUGCAUAAAGAUUCUCAAUAUUGGGAACAUCCCGAGGAGUACGAUCCUGAAAGAUUCAACCCAGAAAAAAAACAUAGCAACGAGAAAUUUACCUAUCUGCCCUUCGGCGAAGGCCCACGAAUGUGCGUGGGCAUGAGAAUGGCCCAGCUACAAAUGAAGGCAGGUCUGGCUACGGUUCUAAAAAAAUACAGAAUGGAACUAUCCCCGAAAACGCAAAUUCCUUUAAAAAUGAUUCCUUCUUUUCUACAAAUACCGAAAGGCGGCCUGUGGGUCUACCUUAGUCAUAUAUAA
Molecule: messenger RNA, 1506 nt
Organism: Monomorium pharaonis (pharaoh ant)
Lineage: Eukaryota; Metazoa; Arthropoda; Insecta; Hymenoptera; Formicidae
Product: cytochrome P450 6a2-like
Exons: 1
Coding region: 1-1506 (501 amino acids)
Molecular function (GO): heme binding; iron ion binding; oxidoreductase activity, acting on paired donors, with incorporation or reduction of molecular oxygen
Source: RefSeq, a predicted model, not a curated record